Molecule: messenger RNA, 1038 nt
Organism: Paramecium sonneborni
Lineage: Eukaryota; Ciliophora; Oligohymenophorea; Peniculida; Parameciidae
Source: the annotation of a GenBank genome assembly
AUGUUAGAAGAUGAUGAUGUUGAGAUAAUACAUUCUACCAAUAUCAUUAAUGAUUAAUACAAUCAUUAAUAGAACCAAGAAUUCAUUCGCAUCCUAAAAAUAUAACAUCAAGUAUAUUCGUUUCUUGAUUCUAGAAACUCUUAUCAAGUAACUAGUCACUAGUUAAAGAAGUUUAACAAUAUAAAGAUUUAUUGGAAUAAAGUAUUGAUAGUCUUAGAUAAUUGCAAAAAGAUUAAAACAUCUUAAGUAAUUACAUCUAAAAUGUAGCUUAGAGUCUUAAUUAUCAUAAAAAGAAGCUUUUGUGCUUGCUUAGUACCCCAAUUCCAAUGAACUGUAAAAAACUAUUAAUAAUACCCCAUUAAUAAAAUUUAAAGAUAGCAGUUCCAGUACUAUAAUAUUAUUUUAAUUUAUUAUUAUUAGAUAAAGACUCCUUAGGUAACAAAUACACUAAUGUAUCAUCCAAUUAUGGUUACAUUAAUUCAUCUUUAAAUUCUCGUCACACUUAUUCAUAUGACAUUGUAUAUUUUAUUCUUUAUUUUUGUCCAGUUUAUUUCCUAAGUUUAACCACUCAACUAAAGUAUUAAAAAUAUUUUGACAAUUCUUAAAGCAAGUGAAAUUACUUAAAUUUCACCUGAAUUAUGGAGAUUUAUUCAAGAGUUUGAAGAAAAUCUUAAUGUAUUUGUUGCUAUUCAAGAUUAAUUCAUGUUUGAAGUGAGUAUUUCUUUUAUAAUUAAAUAAGAUCCAUAGAAAUAUUGUAGAUUAAACAGAAUAAAGAAAAGAACUCUAAGAAUAAUCUAUAUCAUCAGACACUUUCAAUUCAUAAUAAGGAUAGUAAUCUCAGAUUUUUCAAGAAGAUUUGGACACCAGUCAAUUUGAAAAUGAAGUACAAAUUAAAUAGUAAUUUGAAUCUUUCGAAAUCUCUUUAGCAAAACUCUCAGAUGAAGAAAAAAGAUAAUGGAAAGAAUAAUUGCUAUAGUUAAUUAAUACACUUUGAUUUUUUAUAUUUAUUUUCAAGGAUUAAAUUUAUUCAAACUAGAC